Molecule: messenger RNA, 2016 nt
Organism: Pundamilia nyererei
Lineage: Eukaryota; Metazoa; Chordata; Actinopteri; Cichliformes; Cichlidae
Gene: gfra2b
Product: GDNF family receptor alpha 2b
Exons: 10
Coding region: 491-1957 (488 amino acids)
Biological process (GO): nervous system development
Cellular component (GO): external side of plasma membrane; signaling receptor complex
Molecular function (GO): signaling receptor activity
Source: RefSeq, a predicted model, not a curated record
GAGGAGAAGGAGGUUUCGAGGUUUUCCUCAGUGCUCGCACGCGCUGGGCUUGCUGAAAGACGCACGAGGCUGCUACUGGAGUAGAUUCUAACCGGCGGGAGACGCGCGUGCCGUUACCCACCGGGCAGCUCCGGUGUGUGUCUGUGUGUGUGUGUGACAAAGAGGAGGAAGAGUAGCGGACAGAGUCACAUUGAGCCCGGAAAGUUGGAGUACAGCUGCGGAGUGAUCGGGGGCAGCUGAUGUUCUUCACCGAGGACAGAGCUCCAUCUCCGGGAGAGCCGCUCCGGAGCAUGCGCUCCUGCCCGGACUCCCACUCUUCUUCGUCUUCUUCCGCGUCCCUGCCGGGGCUGCUGUGAGCCCAGGACGGCGGGGUGGGAGGGGGGGAUCCCACCGUGUCCGGGGUUCGUGCUAGCGCCACUAUGUCGGAGGCAGUCCGCGUGAUGUGCGGAGAGAGAGAGUGAGAGACCCCGACGCUCAGAGCGAGAGAACCAUGACUUCCUGUGGGAUUACAGCAGCACGCGACAUGAUCCUAACCGGCGUCGUCUGCCUGCUGCUCGUGCUCGAUGUGUGCGUUUGUGACUCGGAGCUCGGCACCCCCGGCUGGAGGGAACCUCUAGACUGUGUCCGAGCCUCCGAGCUGUGCAACCAGAACAGCCAGUGCAGCUCGCGUUACCGGAUCAUGCGCCAGUGCCUGUCGGGCGGGGACAAGGAGCGCAGCGCCAUGCUGGCCUCCAAGGAGUGCCAGGGGGCGCUGGAGGUGCUGCAGGACUCGCCGCUCUACGACUGCCGCUGCAAGAGAGGCAUGAAGAAGGAGCUGCAGUGCCUGCAGAACUACUGGAGCAUCCACAUGGGCCUGACUGAGGGGGAGGAGUUUUACGAGACGUCUCCAUACGAGCCGAUCCACUUCUCUGAGGAAUUCAGACAUGCCUCCAUCAUCUCAGAUUCAUCUCUGACCAAGAUGAGCCCCUGCUCCGAGGCAGGGAAACCCUGUAACCCCUGUCUGGAUGCGGCGAAGGCUUGUAACCUUAACGAGACGUGUAAACGUCUCCGAUCUGCCUAUAACUCCAUCUGCAGCAAGACCACGCCCCCGCAGCCCUCUGCGGGCUAUCAGGAGCCGUGUAGCAGGAAGCGAUGUCAGAAGGCCCUGCGACAGUUUUUCGAGCGGGUGUCAUGGGAGCUGAGCUACCCCCUGCUGUUCUGCUCGUGCCCGGACCAGGCGUGUGCUGAGCGUCGCCGUCGCACCAUUGUCCCGUCCUGCUCACACCAGGAGAGGCACAAAGCCAGCUGUCUGGAGCUGCGGCGCACCUGCCGCUCGGACGCCCUGUGCAGGUCUCGGCUCGCUGAUUUCCACAUGAACUGCCAGGUGACACCACACACCGUCACCACCUGCCCUCACGAUAACUACCACGGCUGCCUCAUGUCCUAUGUCGGCCUCAUUGGCUCGGAUGUAACGCCAAACUACAGCGACAGCAGCCCAUCCAACAUCACUAUGAGCCUGUGGUGCACCUGCAGGGGCACCGGCCACCAGGAGCACGAGUGUGAAGCUUUCCACCGCGAUUUCACACACAACACCUGCCUCAAAAAUGCCAUCCAGUCGUUUGGUUACAGCUCGGAGGGAGGGACUCUUUUCGUAACCGAGCCGUCAUCCACUUUCCUGCCCCCUGCCGGGCCUCCAGUCAUCGCCAAACCUGCUCCCUCUCUGCACGGAAAUGCAAUCAAACCCCUGGACAGUGCUUGUAUGUUUUCCACUUGUGCGAACCUGCAGGAUGGAGGACAGAAGUGCAUCCCCUCUGAUGACUUCGAGUGCGAGGAGGCUCUGUUGGCCCAGGGCUCGAUAGACUCUCAGGACUCUGCAGGGCCAAGAAGCAGCAGCCGGCCAUCAGCCCCACUCCUCCACCUCCUCCCUGUGACUGUGUGUGUGUCCAUCCUGCCAGCGUUCCUGUUCCACGUCUCAUAAAUGUGAACUAGCAUACACACAUACAUGCCCACACACACAUUUACACACACACACACACA